Molecule: messenger RNA, 1887 nt
Organism: Daldinia vernicosa
Lineage: Eukaryota; Fungi; Ascomycota; Sordariomycetes; Xylariales; Hypoxylaceae
Product: DEAD-domain-containing protein
Exons: 4
Coding region: 131-1510 (459 amino acids)
Biological process (GO): poly(A)+ mRNA export from nucleus
Cellular component (GO): nucleus; cytoplasmic stress granule
Molecular function (GO): RNA binding; RNA helicase activity; ATP binding
Source: RefSeq, a predicted model, not a curated record
UUAUCUCGAUAUCAUCCUCGCGUAUUUACCGUGACUACGCGCAACGUACUUCGGUUGAUCUUUUAGCCAUCCGAUAACCAAACACAUCGAUACCUCGCCUCGCGCAUCGCAUAUCAUAAUAACCUUCACCAUGGCCGACCUAGCUAGUCGCAUUAGCCAGCCUGCUCCGGCUCAAGGGCAGGCCCAGCAGAAUGAGGAAUCUAGGCUCCAGGAAAGCAGUUACGAUGUUGAGGUCCAGCUCAGCGACCUUCAGAAGGACACAGAAAAUCCUCUUGGAUCUGCUCACACAUUCGAGGAGCUCGGUUUGCCAGCGGAAGUUCUUAAGGGUCUCUCGGCGAUGCGAUUCCAGAAACCAUCCAAGGUUCAAGAGAAAGCGCUGCCACUAAUGCUUGCCGAUCCUCCUCAGAAUAUGAUCGCUCAGUCUCAAUCUGGAACCGGCAAGACGGCGGCCUUUGUCACCACGGUCCUGUCCCGUGUCGAUCACACUAAGCCAACCGAGCCUCAAGCUCUGCUCCUUGCCCCCAGCCGUGAGCUGGCUCGUCAGAUUCAGAUGGUUAUUGGCCAUAUCGGACAAUUCUUACCCAACCUGGCUAUAGCAGCCGCUAUUCCCGGCGCCAUACCUCGCGACGGGCGUGUCGAUAAGAGUAUUGUCGUCGGUACACCAGGAACUGUUAUGGAUCUGAUUCGAAGACGUCAGUUCGACAUCUCCCACUUACGACUGCUUGUUAUUGAUGAGGCCGAUAACAUGCUGGACCAGCAAGGCUUAGGCGACCAAUGUACCCGAGUCAAAAAAAUGCUACCUCAGAACAUCCAGAUUCUCCUUUUUUCUGCUACCUUCCCCGACAAGGUUUUGAAAUACGCCACGACCUUCGCGCCUAACGCGAACAUGAUAAAGCUGAAGGUGCAGGAACUCACAGUGAAGGGGAUCUCACAGAUGUACAUGGACUGUCCCUCGGAAUCGGAUAAAUACGACAUUCUCUGCAAGCUGUACGGUUUGAUGAACAUCGGUUCCUCUAUUAUUUUUGUCAAGACGCGAGAUAGCGCCACCCAAAUCCAGCAAAGAAUGGCAAGCGACGGUCACAAGGUAUCAGUUCUGCAUGGUGCCUACGAAGGGAGCGAACGAGACGCGCUGUUGGAAGAGUUCCGAACCGGAAAGUCCAAGGUUCUCAUCACGACCAAUGUCCUUGCCCGUGGAAUAGAUGUGUCCACGGUGUCUAUGGUCAUCAACUACGAUAUCCCGAUGAAGGGAGUAGGAGAUAGCAUGCACGACACGGAGACCUACCUCCACCGUAUUGGUCGAACCGGUCGUUUUGGCCGUGUCGGUGUCAGUAUUACCUUCAUCUCAGAUAAGAAGAGCUUUGAUGCCCUCAAUGCUAUCGCACAAGAUCUCGAGAUUGACUUGGUCGCGUUGAAGCCUGACGACUGGGAUGAGACGGAGGAACAAGUCCAGCGAGUGAUCAAGUCGAGCCGAGCUCAAGCAGAUUUUGUUCCAAGCGGAGGAGCUGCGUGAGAGGGGCCAGGAUUGAUCGAAAUCGGCUUACCAAGUAUUGGGCGAACCAGUUUCGCGUGUUGGGCCAUGUAUGCGACUAUUUCGAUAUCGAAACUACGAGGAGUGAACUACGUGGGCAUUUCACCAAGCCGUUGGUGCGCUGAAACCGCUUUUAUUUUCUCUUGAGGCGCUCAAUAAAUAAUAAUCCUACGCCAGAGGAUUGUAGUUAAUGAGAGACGACUAGAUACCUAUUCACAGAAAAAAAGUCAUUUGAUUUUCCACGAUAGAAUUCUGCUGGAAGAAUCCUUUUUCCAUGUAACCUUCCUAUUCGUUCGGCUUCGCCUUAAUCGGCGUGCUGUUUCGAAACACGUCUAUGGGAGAACCAUAGUAUCAACGAA